Messenger RNA from Ostertagia ostertagi, 345 nucleotides. Lineage: Eukaryota; Metazoa; Nematoda; Chromadorea; Rhabditida; Trichostrongylidae. The record is from the annotation of a GenBank genome assembly.
AUGGAGCAUCGUAAGAGACAGUUCAGCCUUAAAUUUUAUUAUGAGCAAUUUCUACGGGUCACUAAUGCUCAGGAAGCCGUUGGUAAUCUAUUUAACCCUUUUAUACUUUUUUCGCUGGCUUGGUCAAUGCUUGUCCUAUGCCUUACGAUAUACUUCAUUACACAACCGCAUUCAAGCCUUGUGGAACCGAUUUCGCCGGAGCAGAUUACGGUACCAGAAAUUAGGCGUCGAUUAACGCGCAGUGUUCACUUCACAAUCUGUUGGGCGGGGGGCAUGGACUGCAGGUAUUGUGGCCGUAGAUGCACCUAUCAAGCAUUAUGGACUGCCCAUACAGCCGAUUUGUCU